This is a messenger RNA of Dreissena polymorpha, 6809 nucleotides long. RefSeq names its product U5 small nuclear ribonucleoprotein 200 kDa helicase-like. The record is from RefSeq and is a predicted model, not a curated record. The transcript has 41 exons. Gene Ontology annotation, molecular function: nucleic acid binding; ATP binding. NCBI's taxonomy places the organism in Eukaryota, Metazoa, Mollusca, Bivalvia, Myida, Dreissenidae. Gene Ontology annotation, cellular component: nucleus. Bases 119 to 6559 code for a protein of 2146 amino acids.
GUUGAUUGCAGCGACUCUUAAUGCGUACGCCAUCUUCCGGACGCGAAAAGAAAACGAUUAUAAGCUGUAUUAUUUUCACGUUUAAACUCAAGCUAGGAAGUUAUCUGGCCUUAUCACAAUGGCUGAUGCGGCUGCAAGACAGCUGCAGUAUGAAUACAAAUCGAACUCCAACCUUGUCCUGCAAGCGGAUCGAUCGUUGAUUGACCGGAGAGCCAGAGAUGAGCCCACUAGUGAAGUUCAGUCCCUGACUGGGAAGCUGACAGGAAUCAAGAUGGGUGACAAGGCCCAAAGAACUCGCCCCCCACAAAUGGAGGAAAGAAAGGCCAAGCGUAACAAGCGAGAUGAAGCCCAAAGAGACAUGUUGAAGAUGAAGGGCACAACCCUACUGACAGAGGGCAUAUCUGACCUGGUGGGUAUCCUCUACAGACCCAAGACCCCAGAGACCAGAAGCACUUAUGAAGUUCUGCUUAGCUUCAUUCAAGCUGCCAUCGGAGAUCAGCCUCGUGACGUGCUGUGCGGGGCUGCAGAUGAGGUGCUGUCCGUUCUGAAGACGGAGAAGCUGCGGGAGAAGGAGAAGAAGCGUGAUGUGGAGGGCUUGCUGGGCUCCCUGGCCGACGAGAGGUUUGCACUGCUGGUCAACCUCGGCAAGAAGAUCACAGACUGGGUGCAGGAGGAGAAGAUGCAGAUUGAGGAAAACAUUGAUGAAACAUACGGAGUCAAUGUACAGAUUGAAGAAUCUGAUGAAGAUGACGAUGCUGAUGUGUACGGGGAGGUACGUGAAGACGAUGCCACAGAUGAGGAGUCCGGUGGAGAGGAGGCAGACCACAACGUCACUCUCUCCGCUGCUAAUCUGGGAGGUGGUGACCUGAGUUCCAAGGACACACAGGGCCUACACCCACGGGACAUUGACGCCUUCUGGCUGCAGAGAAACCUCAGCAAGUACUACCCGGACGACCCCACCAUGGCCCAGGCCAAGUCCAAGGAAGUCCUCCAGAUACUGCGUGCGUCCAGUGACGACCGUGAGGCCGAGAACCAGCUGGUGAUGCUGCUGGGGGUGGACGCCUUUGCCUUCAUAAAGGUCCUAAGACAGUACAGGCAAAUGAUCCUGUACUGUACAUUGCUGGCGCAGGCUCAGAAUGAGAAGGAGCGUGCAGAUAUAGAGCAGAGAAUGGGGAGCGAUGGCGAGCUGCUGGCCAUACUGCACGCCCUGCAGGCCAUAGACAAGGAGGACCUAGUGACAGAGGAACGCUCUAGGCGGGACCAGGCCAGGAAGAGUCGUGUAGCAGCGGACAUAGAGGCCAUGGACACUGAUGAUACGCAGGAGCUGGGCUAUGUGAGUCAGCUGGACUUGGAGGACCUGGCGUUCCAGCAUGGCAGCCACCUGAUGGCCAACAAGAAGUGUCAGCUGCCAGAUGGCUCCUUCAGGAAACAGCGCAAGGGCUAUGAGGAGGUGCAUGUUCCAGCGCUGAAACCACAGCCAUUCGAUUCAGAUGAGUCCCUGGUAAACAUAGAACGCCUCCCAGCCUACGCCCAGCCUGCCUUCGAGGGGUUCAAGUCAUUGAACCGCAUACAGAGUCGCCUGUUUAAAGCUGCAAUGGAGACAGAUCAAAACAUACUGCUUUGUGCCCCAACUGGAGCAGGCAAGACAAAUGUGGCCCUGCUGACCAUGCUUAGAGAGAUAGGCAAGCAUGUGAACGCUGACGGAACCAUCAACAAGGAUGAGUUCAAGAUAGUGUAUGUGGCCCCCAUGAAGUCACUUGUACAGGAGAUGGUGGGAAACUUCACAGCACGUUUGAGCUCAUACGGCAUCAAGGUGGAGGAGUUGACGGGGGACUCUCAGGUGACCAAGGAGCAGAUUAACGCCACCCAGAUCAUCGUGUGCACCCCUGAGAAGUGGGACAUCAUCACACGCAAGGGCGGAGAGAGGACCUACACCCAGCUCGUCAGGCUCAUGAUCUUUGAUGAAGUGCACUUGUUGCAUGAUGAACGUGGGCCUGUGUUGGAAUCUCUUGUGGCAAGAACUAUUCGUAACAUAGAGACGACCCAGGAGGACGUUCGGCUGGUAGGUCUGAGUGCCACCCUGCCCAACUAUGAGGACGUGGCCACGUUCCUGCGAGUGGAGCCCUCUGAGGGACUCUUCUUCUUCGACAACAGCUUCCGCCCCGUGCCCCUGGAGCAGCAGUUCAUUGGAAUCACAGAGAAGAAGCCUGUCAAGAGGUUUCAGAUCAUGAAUGAAAUCGUCUAUGAAAAGGUUAUGGAGCAUGCUGGCAAAAAUCAGGUGCUGGUGUUUGUUCACUCGCGCAAGGAGACCGGAAAGACUGCGCGGGCUAUCAGGGACAUGUGCCUGGAGAAGGACACCCUGGGUCUCUUCCUCAAGGAGGGCUCAGUGUCCACUGAGGUCCUCAGGAACGAGGCUGAGCACGUCAAGAACCUCGAACUCAGAGACCUCCUGCCUUAUGGCUUCGCAAUUCACCAUGCUGGAAUGAACAAGAUCGACCGCACACUGGUUGAGGACCUGUUUGGUGACCGUCACAUCCAGGUACUGGUGUCCACCUCCACCCUGGCUUGGGGAGUCAACCUGCCUGCCCACACUGUCAUCAUCAAAGGAACCCAGGUGUACAGCCCAGAGAAGGGACGCUGGGUGGAACUCAGUGCUCUAGAUGUUAUGCAGAUGUUGGGUCGCGCGGGUCGUCCCCAGUAUGACACGAAGGGGGAGGGUAUAAUGCUGACCAACCAUAGCGAGCUGCAGUACUACCUGUCCCUGAUGAACCAACAGCUGCCCAUCGAGAGCCAGUUUAUCAGCAAGAUGGCAGACAACCUGAAUGCAGAGAUAGUCCUCGGCACUGUACAGAACGUCAAGGAGGCCGUGGACUGGCUGGGUUACACGUACCUGUACAUCCGUAUGCUGCGGCACCCGACCCUGUACGGGGUGAGUCAUGAGCAUGUCAAGGACGACCCCCUGCUCCAACAGAGACGCAAAGACCUCGUACACUCAGCAGGCAUGCUUCUAGACAAACACAACCUCAUCAAGUACGACAAGAAGUCUGGGGCCUUCCAGGUGACAGAGUUGGGUCGUAUUGCUAGCCACUACUACCUGACUCACGAGACCAUUGCCACAUACAACCAGCUGUUGAAGCCCACGCUGAGUGAGAUUGAACUCUUCAGAGUGUUCUCCCUUUCCUCGGAGUUCAAAUACAUCGCAGUGAGAGAGGAGGAGAAGCUGGAGCUCCUGAAGCUGUUGGAGCGGGUGCCCAUUCCUAUCAAGGAGAGCAUAGAGGAGCCGAGCGCCAAGGUGAACGUGCUGCUCCAGGCCUACAUCUCACAGCUCAAACUGGAGGGAUUCGCGCUCAUGUCCGACAUGGUCUACGUCACGCAGUCGGCGGCACGACUCAUGCGCGCCAUCUUUGAGAUUGUCCUGCACAGGGGCUGGGCACAGCUAGCUGACAAGGCUUUGUCAUUGUGCAAGAUGGUCCAAAAGAGAAUGUGGCAGUCCAUGACGCCCCUCCGCCAGUUCCGCAAGGUACACGAGCAUGAGGAGGUGGUGAAGCGCAUUGAGAAGAAGAACCUGCCGUUUGAGCGCCUCUACGACCUCAACCACAACGAGAUAGGAGAGCUCAUUAAGAUGCCCAAGUUUGGCAAGACCAUCCAUAAGUACAUUCACCAGUUCCCUAAACUGGAGCUUGCUGUGCACAUUCUCCCUAUUACAAGGUCCACAUUGCGUGUUGAGUUGACAAUCACGCCCGACUUCCAGUGGGAUGAGAAGGUACACGGGACCUCCGAGGCAUUCUGGAUCUUGGUGGAGGACGUGGACAGUGAGGUUAUACUGCACCAUGAGUACUUCCUGCUCAAGGACAAAUUCGCCCAGGAUGAGCACUAUGUGAAGUUCUUUGUGCCAGUGUUUGAUCCCCUUCCACCCCAGUACUUCAUCCGUGUCAUCUCUGACCGAUGGAUUGGAGCGGAGACCUUGCUACCUGUGUCGUUUCGCCACCUGAUCCUGCCAGAGAAGUACCCUCCCCCCACGGAGCUGCUCGACCUUCAGCCCCUUCCAGUGUCCGCUCUGCGAAACACUAACUUUGAGUCCCUCUACAGUGACAAGUUCCCAUACUUUAAUCCCAUUCAAACACAGGUGUUCAAUGCAGUAUACAACAGUGAUGACAAUGUGUUUGUGGGUGCGCCUACCGGUAGUGGUAAGACAAUUUGUGCAGAGUUUGCUGUGUUGAGAAUGUUCUCACAGAAUGCGGACGGUCGCUGUGUGUUUGUGACACCUCUGGAGUCCCUGGCCCAACAGAUGUACACAGACUGGUACAGUAAGUUCGGUCUGCAGCUGGGGAAAAAAGUGGUUGUGCUGACGGGUGAAACGGGAACCGACCUGAAGCUGCUGGCUAAGGGUAACAUCAUCAUCAGCACGCCGGAGAAGUGGGAUGUGUUGUCACGACGAUGGAAGCAGAGGAAGAACGUGCAGAACAUCAACCUCUUCCUUGUGGACGAACUGCACCUCAUUGGUGGAGAUGUCGGGCCUGUGUUGGAGGUGAUCUGCUCUCGUAUGCGCUACAUCUCCUCCCAGCUAGAGAGGAACAUCCGUAUUGUGGCCCUGACCUCCUCUCUAAGCAAUGCCAAGGACGUGUCGCAGUGGCUCGGUGUCUCCACUACAGGUUUCUUCAACUUCCACCCCAACGUGAGACCUGUGCCCCUGGAGCUGCACAUUCAGGGUUUCAACAUCAGCCACAACAUGUCCCGUAUCAUCGCCAUGGCCAAGCCCACCUAUCAGGCCAUCCUGCGGCACGCCCCCAAGAAGCCCGUCAUUGUGUUUGUGCCUUCACGGAAGCAGACCCGCCUCACGGCCAUCGACAUCCUGACAUUCAGUGCUGCGGAGAUCCAGCCUGAGACAGAGACACCUCGCAGCAGGUUCCUGCAUGUGCCUGAGGAGGAUAUCGCUCCAUUCCUGGACAAGAUAUCAGACAAGACCCUUAAGGAGACCCUGAGUAAUGGAGUGGCGUACCUGCAUGAGGGACUCACUGACAUGGAGCGCAAGGUGGUUGAGCAGCUGUUUGCUACAGGGGCGGUGCAGGUCCUGGUUGCCUCCCGUAGCCUCGCCUGGGGAAUGAAUGUCACGGCUCACCUCGUGAUUGUCAUGGACACCCAGUACUACGACGGAAAAACACACUCUUACGAGGAUUACCCCGUGCCAGAUGUGUUGCAGAUGAUUGGAAGGGCCAACAGGACCCUGAUUGAUAAGGAAGGCAAGGCAGUGAUACUGUGUCAGAGCUCUAAGAAAGAGUUCUUCAAGAAAUUCCUGUAUGAACCACUGCCAGUUGAGAGCCAUCUGGACCACUGCCUGCACGACCACUUCAGUGCAGAGAUAGUCACCAAGACGAUAGAGAACAAGCAGGAGGCCGUGGACUACCUCACCUGGACCUUCCUGUAUCGACGCAUGACUCAGAACCCCAACUACUACAACCUGCAGGGCGUCUCACACAGACACCUGUCUGACCACCUCUCAGAGCUGGUAGAGAACACCAUCUCAGACCUCGAGCAGUCCAAGUGCAUCAGCGUCGAGGAUGAGAUGUAUGUGUCACCUCUCAACUUGGGCAUGAUUGCAGCCUACUAUUACAUUAACUACACCACAAUAGAGCUGUUCAGCAUGUCCCUUAAUGCAAAGACGAAGGUGAAGGGCCUGAUAGAGAUCGUGUCCAACGCUGCAGAGUACGAGGAGAUUCCUAUCCGUCACCAUGAGGACUCAGUACUGCGCCAGCUGGCCUCGCGUCUGCCCAACAAGCUGGCCAGCCCCAAGUAUAACGACCCCCAUGUGAAGACCAACCUGCUGCUCCAGGCACACCUCUCACGCAUGCAGCUGUCAGCCGAGCUGCAGUCAGAUACGGAGGAGAUACUGAGCAAGGCUGUGCGACUAAUCCAGGCAUGUGUGGACGUACUGAGCAGUAACGGGUGGCUGUCCCCGGCCCUGGCGGCCAUGGAGCUGGCACAGAUGGUCACACAGGCCAUGUGGGCCAAAGACUCCUACCUCAAACAGCUGCCCCACUUCACACAGGACACCAUCAAGGGAUGCCAGGAUAAGGGUGUGGAGACCAUAUUUGAUGUGAUGGAGAUGGAGGAUGAAGACAGGAACUCACUGCUGCAGCUCACAGAGUCUCAGAUGGCUGACGUGGCACGCUUUUGCAACCGCUACCCCAACAUAGAGAUGACAUAUGAUGUUGCUGAUAAGGACAGCAUAUCCAGUGGCUCCACCGUGAAUGUAAAUGUACAGCUGGAGCGGGAGGAUGAGGUGGCUGGGCCGGUCAUAGCGCCUCUUUUCCCACAGAAACGUGAGGAGGGCUGGUGGGUGGUGAUAGGGGACACCAAGAACAACUCUCUGCUCUCCAUCAAGAGGCUCACACUGCAGCAGAAGGCCAAGGUGAAGCUGGACUACGUGGCGCCCUCUCCAGGCCGCUACAACUACACGCUGUUCUUCAUGAGCGACGCCUACAUGGGCUGUGAUCAGGAGUACAAGUUCAGCAUCGACGUCAAGGAGGGACGCGGCAGCAGCGGCAGUGAUAGUGACUAGGCAUGGCAACAGUAACUGGACUCAAUUGGAAGUGACUGUCUGCACAUUCAGUGUUGCUGCCAUCAUUUCUCUGUCUUGGAUAAAUGUUCUGUUGCAGCCUGCAGAAUUUAAGCCUUAAAGAUAAAUAUUUUCAUAUCUUUUGCUGGCAGUUGUCACAUUAUUUGUGUGAAUGAGAUUGUGCAGUUGCAGGCCAAGUCUGUUGUUGCCAUUUUUUGUCCAAAUGUGUGAUCUGGCAUAAAUGUUAACAAAA